This is a messenger RNA of Suillus bovinus, 1551 nucleotides long. RefSeq lists its product as uncharacterized. The record is from RefSeq and is a predicted model, not a curated record. Bases 1 to 1551 code for a protein of 516 amino acids. The transcript is spliced from 9 exons. Lineage: Eukaryota; Fungi; Basidiomycota; Agaricomycetes; Boletales; Suillaceae.
AUGAAGAAACCAGCGUCGACCCUCAAGAGCGCAGCAGAGGCCGUCACCUCUACUGGGCAUGAAAUAUUACAGCCAUUGCGGGCCAAGAAUUCAGCAACCCAAAACACCGAUAUCCAGAAGAAGAAGCAUCCAGGUCUAAAUCUUGCCUUCAAGGAUGGCAUCAAUGCCAGUCGAAAGGUGUCAAACAGUGGUGUAACGGCUGUGAGCGUGACAUGUGUUGGAAACACUGAUGAUGGGAAAAUUUCCAAGUCAAUGUCUGAGUCCCUCAGUAGCAUACCUUCAGAGAGAGCGAAAGUAGGGAAAUGGGCUAACAGCAUGGCUGCAAAGUCCCAGCUGAAGCCAUCAGUGCCACCAAAUACUUGUAAUGCCGAUCCAGGGUGGCUUGAGCUGUUUGAUGACGACGACGACAAUGUAUCCGAAGAUUUAGACUUCGACAAUAACUUGACCAGGUGUCGUGGUGCACAGGGUGUUGUACACAUCUUUGAGGCCAUCAAUGGUGCACCAAGAGGAAGAAAGUGUGCCUUAUUGGCCAUCUCAGUGGAAGAACUUGAACCUGAGGAACAGUGCAAAAUGCAGGAAGACCCGGAGGCUGAUGAAGAUGCUGAAUAUCAGGAUGCAGAGGGUGAUGUUCACAUGAUGGAUGAGCAGGGCAACCUUAAGGAUUCCAUAGGUCUGCAAAACAAUGAGUCGCAGUCGGCUCACAACUUCUGUAGGGUAGAGUUGACAGAUAUGUUGGUCGGUGUUGUGGAGACAGCCAAUUCAAACAAGCCCAUCAAAACUGAAACUGGACAAUUGCCACGGUCUCGCAACAUCAAGAAAGGAAAACUGAAGAAUGUACACUUGCCUAUUGGUGCAUGGAACUCGGAAUGGUGCUCAAAAUUCAUUCCAACAGUCAUGUAUUGGAUUGGAAACAGCAACUUUUCGUGGACUAUCCCUGACGACACACUCUCAAACCUUCUCCACAAUAUCUACUACUCAGUGUACAAGCAACCGGGAGACUUUGAGGUUGAUGGCAGUAAUGGCACCUUCAAUGUGAAUUUUGGCUCGACUGCUACCACCAUAUUGAUGGUGUUUUUUGCCUGGACUGAUGAAUACAAGAUGCUGGAGACACGGAAAGCUUAUUCAGAAUAUCAACUCAAAGACUCGCGCUUUGUUUACGAAGACCCAGAUAGUGAAGAUUCACCUGGAGCUUUCUUAUCCGAGUUCAUCUUGCAUAUAUUUGCUGCACACCUUAAUGUCAUCCAAGGACACCAGUUAAUAGACACGCUCGACAUUGGCUUACCUGGAUACCAGACAGCACUGGCGCUGACUACUGCCACUGCCGAACAUGCACUUAUUUUGGCUCGCGACGACCUCAUCAUAGAAAACACUUCAGACCAUGGGAAACACAAGAUUGCAUUAACACUCAAUCAAGCAACCAACAAAAUGAGCAAUACUGGUACCACUUUUUCUGCAGGUAAUUGGGAGACUGACACGCUUGCUUACAUGGAGUGGAUCAAAGAGCUGCCCUUCAACCACGUGAAGGAGAUUGUGGAGCGAUCUCAACCAUAG